Molecule: messenger RNA, 27222 nt
Organism: Coregonus sp. 'balchen'
Lineage: Eukaryota; Metazoa; Chordata; Actinopteri; Salmoniformes; Salmonidae
Source: the annotation of a GenBank genome assembly
AUGAAGUUUUUGGUAGUUGUGGCUGCUGCUCUGGCAAUGGCGAGCGCCGCUAGCCUUUCAUUGGAGGACCUGGAGUUCCAUGCCUGGAAACUGAAGUUUGGUAAGAGACGUAUCUCUAGCCUAUUCGUGUCAGCCUAUUUCAUUUCAGCCUCUUAUCAAUGACAAUAAUGGAGUGUGUGACUCUCUCCUCUUUUCUUCAUGUUGAUUAUCUGUCAAUCUGAACCUCUUCUUUCUCAUUGUCCUGUUUAAGAUGAUAUAGAGUAGGGGUCCCCAACAUGUAUAGAGCUACUCACAGCCUGCACAUUUUGUUAUUGUAGGCGUAUAUUUAAUAGAGGCACCCAGUGCUUAAUUUGAAUUAUUAUUAUUAUUAUUAUUAUUAUUAUUAUUAUUAUUAUUAUAGAAAGAGGAGAGCAAAAAUAAGUUUGAAUGAAAUUAGUUUUGUUGUACAAACAUGUCAAUAUCGAUGUUCCCGAACAGAUUUCAGUUGGUUUUGGGAUUUUGUGGCUUUAGUGGGCUACUGUCUGUCUGUUCUUCAAAGUGCAAAUGCGUUCGUGACUGAACUCUAUAGGUCAUGAUUCAGGUAGACAGGCUACCGCCAAAACGUGUCAUAAAUCCAACCGCAAAUAAUGUCGCAUAGCCUAUCUACCCCAUCUAGGCCUAAGCAUAACAGUAACCUACAAUUCUAUAAGGGGAAAAAUCAAACGAAUGGGCAUAUUAGAUCAUUUAAAAUAAAUGAUGCAGUGUAACACUGGAGAGAUAGAGAGAGGGUUGCAGGCUUAUGUCUGUCAGAGCAGAGGGAGGGAGAUAGCUAGAAGCACUGUUCUCUCUCUCUCUCUCUCUCUCUCUCACCACAGCAAAGGCCACGCGUUGGUUUCAAAACAUAGCCUACACAGUUGCACAAACCAAAGAACAGUCACGGCCCACACAAAUCAAUUCUCAGAAUAUCGGCAAGAGAAUUAACAAGGAGUCCAUUUUAUUUAUCUCUGAUCGCUCUCUUUAGAAUUGUUACAUUGCAAACAGUGAAAAUUAUGUUUCAUGCCAUGAGAGGAAGGUUCAGUGGCGAUUUCAGCAUGUACAUCUUGAUGGGGCAAACUCCCCCAUUUAAAAAAAAAUGCAUGCCAAAAAAGCCACUACACAACACAACACAACACUAAACAAUAUCUGAAUUGCACUAUAAGGGUGACAAACAGUGCCCACAAACUGUUAGGGCCUACAUAAAGCUGUCCCAACAGCAGAGCUUUCUUUUCAGCACCAUGGAGUUAAUCCUUACCACCGCUACACCUGGCUAUCAGUGGAGCCUUGUCUGGCAGCGAAACCAUUCAGCCUCAUUUACUGCCUUUUUAAAAAACAUAGCUGAUAUGGCUGACUGGCUUAAACAAAUGUGGUUUCUAUGACAAAUGAGAUGUACAAACUAUGGCAAAAGGGAAUGAUGAGCGGAUAAGUGGCAAUCCAUAAUUUUGAUUAAGACAUUAAUGAGCGAGCUAAGACGGACGUAGUCAAUAUAACUAUUUGUUCAGCACUUUGGAAAUGUACAGCGACAGAAUUCAGAACAUUCUUACAGUAUUCUCCCUGUACACCAAGUCAGAACCGUAGGAUAAAUAAAGGGGGCAUUUAAGCAGACAAUGAAAGCUCUUACAAUAUUCGAUGAUGACAUUUCUCUAAAACAGGCUAUAGGCAACAUGUGCACCACCAAGUCAGAACAGUAGGCUAAUUUCUGAGGGGGAAAGGGACCAAAUUAUUAGGGUGAGGCACAUGGGCUACUAACAGCUUACUACACAACAUACACUUAGUAUUACUUUCUUAGCCAGAGUAUACAUAUCUCCCUGGCAUAUUACAUCAUUUAUGCAGCAGCAUACAAGACAUUUUUGGACUCGCCGUUGUUGGGCUGUGCUCACUUGAACAGGAAGGUGGCACGGCGGUCCUUGUCAUCAAACUUUGUCAUCAAAGUCUGGCAUUCUCUGGAUUUAUGGUGCUUUCAAGACAACUGGGAACUAGGAAAAAAACAAGGUUGAAUCAUGACGUCAGUGAUCUUCAAGUCGGAGCUCUAGAAAGAGGCCCGAGUUCCCGACAUGGAAGACCAUUCAAAACGUAUUUUCCCAGACGGAGCACGUUUUUUCCGAGUUCCCAGUUGUCUUGAACUCACUGAAGUCAGAGAUUUCCCAGUUCCAAGUUUCCAGUUGUUUUGAACGCGGCAGAAGUCAUGCUGGAUUGACAACAUGGCCAAUUUAUUCAACCUUUUCUGGCCCAUGGUGUUGCAUGUGAAUGUUUAUCCUUUUAAGCUUGGAAAAAAUACCCUUAAACCCAAACUUGGACCAUACACCCUCACCAAUGAAUAGCAGGCUACUGAUUGCUUUGCAACGCAGUUAGCCACUGAUUCCUUCCAAACCACUCUGUUAAAUUUGCGAUUUCCAACUUGUUGUGUAAUGUCCACCGAAACGUUUUAUCUAUAAUUUCUCUUCAUAUGACAAGGAUUGAAAAUGAUUUGCCAGUAGAUUGUCAACUUGAUUUAUGAGGAUGACUGCUUGUCUAGCUUGCUAGCUAAGAUUUUGAAAGUAUGAUGUUGACAUGACCAGUCCAAUCAAAGCUACGGUAGAUAUAACGUGAUUUGACGUAAUUUUAUCUGUGGCCAAUGACCUUGAGCCUUCUUGGAUGGGCACUUCUAAGGUAAAUCUAUGGUAGCACCCAAGGGGCUUGAAUUUUUUAGCUCUCCCCGUAGAUUUUGUGGUGACAUAGUGUCCCCAUGAGGGACAGAUCACUGAGCCAAUGAAGGCGCAACUAACAUUACCAAACCCUACGCAUUGUAUUUUCCGCUGGCUGCCCCACAAACACAGAAAGCACUGAGCUAGGCAGAAACACCUGUACAGUGGCUUGCGAAAGUCUUCACCCCCCUUGGCAUUUUUCCAAUUUUGUUGCCUUACAACCUGGAAUUAAAAUGGAUUUUUGGGGGGUUUGUAUCACUUGAUUUACACAACAUGCCUACCACUUUAAAGAUGCAAAAUAUUUUUGGGUGUGAAACAUACAAGAAAUAAGACAAAAAAACAGAAAACUUGAGAGUGCAUAACUAUUCACCCACCCAAAGUCAAUACUUUGUAAAGCCACCUUUUGCAGCAACUACACCUGCAAGUCUCUCGGGGUAUGUCUCUAUGAGCUUGGCACAUCUAACCACUGGGAUUUCUGCACAUUCUUCAAGGCGAAACUGCUCCAGCUCCUUCAAGUUGGAUGGGUUCCGCUGAUGUACAGCAAUCUUUAAGUCAUACCACAGAUUCUCAAUUGGACUGAGGUCUGGGCUUUGACUAGGCCAUUCCAAGACAUUUAAAUGUUUCCCCUUAAACCACUCAAGUUUUGCUUUAGCAGUAUGCUUAAGGUUAUUGUCCUGCUGGAAGGUGAACCUCCAUCCCAGUCUCAAAUCUCUGAAAGACUGAAACAGGUUUCCCUCAAGAAUUUCCCUGUAUUUAGAGCCAUCCAUCAUUCCUUCAAUUGUGACCAGUUUCCCAGUCCCUGCCGAUGAAAAACAUCCCCACAGCAUGAUGCUGUCACCACCAUGCUUCACUGUGGGGAUGGUGUUCUCGGGAUGAUGAGAGGUGUUGGGUUUGCGCCAGACAUAGCGUUUUCCUUGAUGGCCAAAAAGCUCAAUUUUAGUCUCAUCUGACCAGAGUACCUUCUUCCAUAUGUUUGGGAAGUCUCCCACAUGGCUUUUGGCAAACACCAAACGUAUUUGUUUAAUUUUUCUUUAAGCAAUGGCUUUUUUCUGGCCACUCUUCUGUAAAGCCCAGCUCUGUGGAGUGUACGGCUUAAAGUGGUCGUAUAGACAGAUACUCCAAUCUCCGCUGUGGAGCUUUGCAGCUCUUUCAGGGAUAUCUUUGGUCUCUUUGUUGCCUCUCUGAUUAAUGCGCUCCUUGCCUGAUCCGUGAGUUUUGGUGAGUGGCCAUCUCUUGGUAGGUUUGUUGUGGUGCCAUAUUCGUUCAAUUUUUUAAUAAUUAAUUUAAUGGUGCUACGUAGGAUGUUCAAAGUUUCUGAUAUUUUUUUAUAACCCAACCCUGAUCUGUACUUCUCCACAACUUUGUCCCUGACCUGUUUGGAGAGCCCCUUGGUCUUCAUGGUGCCGCUUGCUUCGUGGUGCCCCUUGCUUAGUGGUGUUGCAGACUCUGGGGCCUUUCAGAACAGGUGUAUAUAUACUGAGAUCAUGUGACAGAUCAUGUGACAUUUAGAUUGCACACAGGUGGACUUUAUUUAACUAAUUACGUGACUUCUGAAGGUAAUUGGUUGCACCAGAUCUUAUUUAGGGGCUUCAUAGCAAAGGGGGUGAAUACAUAUGCACGCACCACUUUUCCGUUAUUUAUUUUGUAUAAUUUUUUUAUAGAAGUUAUUUUUUUCAUUUCACUUCACCAAUUUGGAAUAUUUAUUAUUCUGUAUAUGCAUCGGUCACGUCUUUCCCCUGCAUUUUACAGCUUGUUUGUAGCAUUACGGACUAAAGUGUCGUUAGAUAUUGCUUUAUAUAAUCAGGUCCAUUACAUUUAUUUCAAGAUCUUAAACUAACAAGGCGUAGGCCUAUGCUGUUAGCAUUUAUUUUUUUCAAAAACGUUUGCAAGGCACUGUAUGCUGAGCAUUUGUUGGCUGCUUUUCCGUCACUCUGCCAUCUGACUCAUCUCAAACCAUCUCAAUUGGGUUGAGGUCGGGGGAUUGUGGAGGCCAGGUCAUAAGAUGCAGCACUCCAGCACUCUCCUUCUUGGUAAAAUAGCCCUUACACAGCCUGGAGGUGUGUUGGGUCAUUGUCCUGUUGAAAAACAAAUGAUAGUCCCACUAAGCUCAAACCAGAUGGGAUAGAGUAUCGCUGCAGAAUGCUGUGCCUUGAAUUCUAAAUAAAUCACAGACAGUGUCACCAGCAAAGCACCCCCACACCAUAACACCUCCUCCUCCAUGCUUUACUGUGGGAGAUCAUCCGUUCACCCACACCACAUCUCACAAAGACACGGCGGUUGGAACCAAACAUCUCCAAUUUGGACUCCAGACCAAAGGACACAUUUCCACCGGUCUAAUGUCCAUUGCUCGUGUUUCUUUGCCCAAGCAGGUCUCUUCUUAUUAUUGGUGUCCUUUAGUAGUGGUUUCUUUGCAGCAAUUCGACCAUGAAGGCCUGUUUCACACAGUCCCCUCUGAACAGUUGAUGUUGAGAUGUGUCUGUGACUUGAAAUCUGAAGCAUUUAUUUGGGUUGCAAUUUCUGAGGCUGGUAACUCUAAUGAACUUAUCCUCUGCAGCAGAGGUAACUCUGGGUCUUCCAUUCCUGUGGCGGUCCUCAUGACAAAAAGUUUUAGCAUAGCGCAUGAGGGUUUUUGCGACUGCACUUGAAGAAACGUUCAAAGUUCUUGAAAUGUUCCGUAUUGACUGACUGUCAUGAAUAUCUGUGGAAUGCGGUAUGCCAGAGUCAAGUGCACUGAAUGAAAUGAAAAUCUACUUUACUGAAUAGUAAAGAAACAAGCAAAACCUCCAAACACAGGGAGGAGCAAACCCGCUCACAAAAGACACUCUUAACAAGCAACAAACACUCACAACACACAGUCGGGGCGAACAGGUUAAAUAGGGAAGGACAUAAUACAAUAAUGGGAAACAGGUGCGCAACACUAGACAACAACCAGGUGAACAUAGAAACAUAAAACAUAGAUCGGCAGCAGCUAGUAUUCCGGUGACGACGAACGCCGCAGCCUGCCCGAACCAGAAGGAAGGGCAGUCUCGGCAGAAUCCGUGACACUGACAUUCAUGUCUUAAAGUAAUGAUGGACUGUCGUUUCUCUUUGCUUAUUUGAGCUGUUCUUGCCAUAAUAUGUACUUGGUCUUUUACCAAAUAGGGCUAUCUUCUGUAUACCCCCCCUACCUUGUCACAACACAACUGAUUGGCUCAAACGCAUUAAGAAGGAAAUAAAUUCCACAAAUUAACUUUUAAGAAGGCACACCUGUUAAUUGAAAUGCAUUCCAGGUGACUACCUCAUGAAGCUGGUUGAGAGAAUGCCAGGAGUGUGCAAAGCUGUCAUCAAGGCAAAGGGUGGCUACUUUAAAGAAUAAAAUAUAUUUAGAUUUGUUUAACACUUUUUUGGUUACUACAUGAUUCCAUGUGUGUUAUUUCAUAGUUUUGAUGUCUUCACUAUUAUUCUACAAUGUAGAAAAUUGUAAAAAUAAAGAAAAACCCUUGAAUGAGUAGGUGUAUCCAAACUUUUGACUGGUACUGUAAGUCCAUGUUAAAGCUAGAAUCCUUAGUUGCUACAUACAUAUUUUUUGGCUGAAAUAGCCAAAUCCACUAAUAGACAUACAUUUUGACAUCAUGGAUGGUCAGUCCUUGCAUCCAUAUGAAUUUGAGAGUGGUUACAUUUAUCCAGGCCCAUCUCUCAGCUUUUUACUAAAACAGAGGUAGGGUGCCCGCUUUGCUAUUGUUUCAAUUAAGGACUAUUCAAGUCUGAAUAGGGUCCUGAAUGAACUGACUUUGACUCCUACAGGAAAGUCCUACAGCUCUCCAGUGGAGGAGGCUCAGCGCAGGAGGUCCUGGAUCUCCAACCGCAAACUGGUGCUGCUCCACAACAUGCUGGCUGACCAGGGCAUCAAGUCCUACCACCUGGGCAUGACCUACUUCGCUGACAUGGUAUGGCCUAGACACAUGCCAUUUUAAUUGGACAGUGAAGAAUAGUUCACAUAUAUGUAAAUUCAUGAAGGAUAAAAUGAUAAAAUGAAGAAUAGAAGGAGCUCUUUGACUUCCCCUUUUUCAGAGUUACAGCAUUGGUAGAAAAUAAAAACAGCCUGUUAGUAUGUAGGCUACUGUACCUGUUGUGCUCUGUAUCCUCUAGUCUACCUGAAGUUAAUAAUUAGAUACAACAGAAUGAUAGAUACCCCAAAAAACAAGGGAAAUACAUUUAGUCUUUCUGAAAUAAUUGUGUCCAUUGAUUAUAAAUAAUAAUUAGGUCUGUCAAACGAUUAAAACAUUUUAUUAAGUUAAUUGCAGGAUCUGCUGUGAAUAAUCGCAAUUAUUCCCAUUACCCAAAUCCUCAAAGUGAACAGGAAUUUAAAGGGAAAAUCCACUCAAAAACUAUAUUUUGGGAUUUUUUUCAUUAGUUCACUGUUGAUACAGUCCCAAAAUAUUUUGCAUGUCAGCAGUCAAGUUUUCAAGAUAUUGGACUUUAAAGAAGCAAAGUGUCACUGGCCACAUCAUCAAUGUUUGUCUAUGGAGAUUGCAUGGCUUUGUGCUCGAUUUUAUACACCUGUCAGCGACGGGUGUGGCUGAAAUAGCCGAAUCCACUAAUAGACAAACAUUGGCAGUAGAAUGACCUUACUGAAGAGCUCAGUGACUUUCAACAUGGCACCGUCAUAGGAUGAUACCUUUCCAACAAGUCAGUUCGUCAAAUUUCUGCCCUGCUAGAGCUGCCCCGGUCAACUGUAAGUGAUGUUAUUGUGAAAUGGAAACGUCUAUGAGCAACAAUGGCUAAGACGUGAAAUGGUAGGCCACAAAAGCUCACAGAAGGCGCGUAGCGCUUAAAAAUUGUCUGUCCUCGGGAUGCAACACUCACUACCGAGUUCCAAACUGCCUCUGGAAGCAACGUCAGCACAAUAACUGUUAGUCGGGAGCUUCAUGAAAUGGAUUUCCAUGGCCGAGCAGCCGCACAAAAGCCUAAGUUCACCAUGCGCAAUGCCAAGCGUCAGCUGGAGUGGUGUAAAGCUCGCCGCCAUUGGACUCUGGUAUAGUGGAAACAUAUUAUCUGGAGUGAUGAAUCAUGCUUCACCAUCACCAUCUGGCAGUCCGUCGGACAAAUCUGGGUUUGGCGGAUGCCAGGAGAACACUACCUGCCCGAAUGCAUAGUGCUAACUGUAAAGUUUGGUGGAGGAGGAAUAAUGAUCUGGGGCUGUUUUUCAUGGUUCGGGCUAGGCCCCUUAGUUCCAGUGAAGGGAAAUCUUAAUGCUACAGCAUACAAUUACAUUCUAAACGAUUCUGUGCUUCCAACUUUAUGGCAACAGUUUGGGGAAGGCCCUUUCCUGUUUCAGCAUGACAAUGCCCCCAUGCACAAAGUGUGGUCCAUACAGAAAUGGUUACAUUACAGCCUUUUUCUAAAAUUGAUUGAAUUGGGUUUGUUCCUCAAUACCACAUAAUGAUAAAGGAAAAGCAGUUUUAUUUACAUUUUUGCACACACAAAAAAGAAAGAAAAAGAAAGAAAGACCUCAUUUACAUAAGUAUUCAGACCCUUUACUCAGUACUUUGUUGAAGCACCUUUGGCAACGAUUACAGCCUCGAGUCUUCUUGGGUAUGACGCUACAAGCUUGGCACACCUGUAUUUGGUGAGUUUCUCCCAUUCUUCUCUGCAGAUCCUCUCAAGCUCUGUCAGGUUGGAUGGGGAGCGUCACUCCACAGCUAUUUUCAGGUCUCUCCAGAGAUGUUCAAUCGGGUUCAAGUCCGGGCUCUGGCUGAGCUACUCAAGGACAUUCAGAGACUUGUGCCGAAGCCACUCCUGCGUUGUCUUGACUGUAUGCUAAGGUUCGUUGUCCUGUUGGAAGGUAAACCUUCGCCCCCAGUCUGAGGUCCUGAGCGCUCUGGAGCAGGUUUUCAUCAAGGAUCUCUCUGUACUUUGCUCCAUUAAUCUUUCCCUCGAUCCUGACUAGUAUCCCAAUCCCUGCCGCUGAAAAACAUCCCCACAGCAUGAUGCUGCCACCACCAUGCUUCACCGUAGGGAUGGUAUUGGCCAGGUGAUGAGCGGUGCCUUGUUUCCUCCAGACGCAACGCUUGGCAUUCAGGCCAAAGAGUUCAAUUUUGGCUUCAUCAGACCAGAGAAUCUUGUUUCUCAUGGUCUGAGAGUCCUUUAGGUGCCUUUUGGCAAACUCCAAGCGGGCUGUCGUGACUUUUACUGAGGAGUCUGCUAAAUGACUAAAAUGUAAAUGUAAAUGAGUGGCUUCCGUCUGGCUACUACCAUAAAGGCCUGAUUGGUGGAGUGCUGCAGAGAUGGUUGUCCUUCUGGAAGGUCCUCCCAUCUCCACAGAGGAACUCUGGGGCUUUGUCAGAGUGACCAUCGGGUUCUUGGUCACCUCCCUGACCAAGGCCCUUCUCCCCUGAUUGCUCAAUUUGGCUGGGCGGCCAGCUCUAGGAAGAGUCUUGAUGGUUCCAAACUGCUUCUAUUUAAAAAUGAUGGAGCCACUGUGUUCUUGGGGACCCUCAGUGCUGCAGACAUUUUUUGGGACCCUUCCCCAGAUCUGUGCCUUGACACAAUCCUGUAUCGGAGUUGUACGGACAAUUCCUUCGACCUCAUGGCUUGGUUUUUGCUCUAACAUGCACUGUCAACUCUGGGACCUUAUAUAGACAGGUGUGUGGCUUUCCAAAUCAUGUCCAAUCAGUUGAAUUUACCACAGGUGGAUUCCAAUCAAGUUGUAGAAACAUCUCAAAGAGGAUCAAUGGAAACAGGAUGCACCUGAGCUCAAUUUCGAUAUACAGUACCAGUCAAAAGUUUGGACACACCUACUCAUUCAAGGGUUUUUCUUUAUUUUUACUAUUUUCUACAAUGUAGAAUAAUAGUGAAGACAUCAAAACUAUGAAAUAACACAUAUGGAAUUAUGUAUUAACCAAAACAGUGUUAAACAAAUCAAAAAAUAUUUUAUAUUUGAGAUUAUUCAAAUACCCACCCUUUGCCUUGAUGACAGCUUUGCACACUCUUGGCAUUCUCUCAACCAGCUCUCCUUGAAUACUUUUCAAACAGUCUUGAAGGAGUUCCCACAUAUGCUGAGCAAUUGUUGGCUGCUUUUCCUUCACUCUGCCGUCCGACUCAUCCCAAACCAUCUCAACAGGGUUGAGGUCGGGGGAUUGUGGAGGCCAGGUCAUCUGAUGCAGCACUCCAUCACUCUCCUUCUUGGUAAAAUAACCCUUACACAGCCUGGAAGAGUGUUGGGUCAUUGUCCUGUUGGAAAACAAAUGAUAGUCCCACUAAGCCCAAACCAGAUGGGAUAGAGUAUCGCUGCAGAAUGCUGUGGUAGCCAUGCUGGUUAAGUGUGCCUUGAAUUCUAAAUAAAUCACAGACAGUGUCACCAGCAAAGCACCCCCACACCAUAACACCUCCUCAUCCAUGCUUUACGCUAGGAACUACACAUGCAGAGAUCAUCCGUUCACCCACACCGCGUCUCACAAAGACACGGCAGUUGGAACCAAAAAUCUCACAUUUGGACUCCAGACCAAAGGACACAUUUCCACCGGUCUAAUGUCCAUUGCUCGUGUUUCUUGGCCCAAGCAGGUAUUUUCUUCUUAUUGAUGUCCUUUAGUAGUGGUUUCUUUGCAGCAAUUCGACCAUGAAGGCCUGAUUUACACAGUCCCCUCUGAACAGUUGAUGUUGAGUUGUGUCUGUGACUUGAACUCUGUUAAGCAUUUAUUUGGGCUAAGAUUUCUGACGCUGGUAAAUCUAAUGAACGUAUCCUCUGCAGCAGAGGUAACUCUGGGUCUUCUAUUCCUGUGGCCGUUCUCAUGAGAGCCAGUUUCAUCAUAGCUCAUGCUGGUUUUUGCGACUGCACUUGAAGAAACUUUCAAAGUUCUUGAAAUGUUCCGUAUUGACUGACCUUCAUGUCUUAAAGUAAUGAAGGACUGUCGUUUCUCUUUGCUUAUUUGAGCUGUUCUUGGCAUAAUAUGGACUUGGUCUUUUACCAAAUAGGGCUAACUUCUGUAUGCCCCCCCCCCCCCCCCCCCCCUGCAUUCCAGGUGUAUACCUCAUGAAGCUGGUUGAGAGAAUGCCAAGAGUGUGCAAAGCUGUCAUCAAGGCAAAGGGUGGCUAUUUGAAGAAUCUCAAAUAUAAAAUAUAUUUUGAUUUGUUUAACACUUUGGUUACUACAUGAUUCCAUAUGUGUUAUUUAAUAGUUUUGAUGUUCUCACUAUUAUUAUACAAUGUAAAAAAUAGUAAAAAUAAAGAAAAACCCUUGAAUGAGUAGAUGUGUCCAAACUUUUGAAGUCGGAAGUUUACAUACAUUAAGUUGACUGUGCCUUUAAACAGCUUGGAAAAUUCCAGAAAAUGAUGUCAUGGCUUUAGAAGCUUCUGAUAGGCUAAUUGACAUAAUUUGAGUCAAUUGGAGGUGUACAUGUUGAUGUAUUUCAAGGCCUACCUUCAAACUCAGUGCCUCUUUGCUUGACAUCGUGGGAAAAUCAAAAUAAAUCAUCCAAGACCUCCGAAAAUUUUUUUGGGUCCUCCACAAGUCUGGUUCAUCCUUGGGAGCAAUUUCCAAACGCCUGAAGGUACCAUGUUCAUCUGUACAAACAAUAGUACGGAAGUAUAAACACCAUGGGACCACACAGCCAUCAUACCGCUCAGGAAGGAGACGCGUUCUGUCUCCUAGAGAUGAACGUACUUUGGUACGAAAAGUGCAAAUCAAUCCCAGAACAACAGCAAAGGACCUUGUGAAGAUGCUGGAGGAAACAGGUACAAAAGUAUCUAUAUCCACAGUAAAACGAGUCCUAUAUCGACAUAACCUGAAAGGCCGCUCAACAAGCCACUGCUCCAAAACCACCAUAAAAAGCCAGACUACGGUUUGCAACUGCACAUGGGGACAAAUAUCGUACUUUUUGGAGAAAUGUCCUCUGGUCUGAUGAAACAAAAAUAGAACUGUCUGGCCAUAAUGACCAUCGUUAUGUUUGGAGGAAAAAGGGGAAUGCUUGCAAGCUGAAGAACACCAUCCCAACCGUGAAGCACGGGGGUGUCAGCAUCAUGCUGUGGGGGUGCUUUUCUGCAGGAGGGACUGGUGCACUUCACAAAAUAGAUGGCAUCAUGAGGAAGGAAAAUUAUGUGGAUAUAUUGAAGCAACAUCUCAAGACAUCAGUCAGGAAGUUAAAGCUUGGUCGCAAAUGGGUCUUCCAAAUGGACAAUGACCCCAAGCAUACAUCCAAAGUUGUGGCAAAAUGGCUUCAGGACAACAAAGUCAAGUUAUUGGAGUGGCCAUCACAAAGCCCUGACCUCAAUCCUAUAGAACAUUUGUGGUCAGAACUGAAAAUGCGUGCGCGAGCAAGGAGGCCUACAAACCUGACUCAGUUACACCAGCUCUGUCAGGUGGAAUGGGCCAAAAUUCACCCAACUUAUUGUGGGAAGCUUGUGGAAGGCUACCCGAAACGUUUUGACCCAAGUUAAACAAUUUAAAGGCAAUGCUACCAAAUACUAAUUGAGUGUAUGUAAACUUCUGACCCACUGGGAAUGUGAUGAAAGAAAUAAAAGCUGAAAUAAAUAAUUCUCUCUACUAUUAUUAUGACAUUUCACAUUCUUAAAAUAAAGUGGUGAUCCUAACUGACCUAAGACAGGGCAUUUUUACUAGGAUUAAAUGUCAGGAAUUGUGAAAAACUGAGUUUAAAUGUAUUAAGGUGUAUGUAAACGUCCGACUUCAACUGUAGUAUAUCAUUUUUGACUGGAUUUUUCCUUUAAGGUUUUUCAUAUAAAAAAACAUCACAAGAAUAUUUACAUCUUGAUUUUGUCUAAGGUAAUGGUUAGCAAAAUUAGGUACAUUGAGAAAGCACACUUUCUGUAACCUCAAUGUCAACUUGUUUUUACAUCGCAUUUUACAGUCGUUGUCAAAAGUUUUGAGAAUGACACAAAUACUAAUUUUCACAAAGUCUGCUGCCUCAGUUUUGAUGAUGGCAAUUUGCAUAAACUCCAGAAUGUCAUUGAGAGUGAUCAGAUGAAUUGCAAUUCAUUGCAAAGUCCCUCUUUGCCAUGAAAAUGAACUUAAUCCCAAAAAAACAUUUCCACUGCAUUUCAGCCCUGCCACAAAAGGACCAGCUGCCAUCAUAUCAGUGAUUCUCUCGUUAACACAGGUGAGCGUGUUGACGAGGACAAGGCUGGAGAUCACUCUGUCAUGCUGAUUGAGUUAGAAUAACAGACUGGAAGCUUUAAAAGGAGGGUGGUGCUUGAAAUCAUUGUUCUUUCUCUGUUAACCAUGGUUACCUGCAAGAAAACACGUGCCGUCAUCAUUGAUUUGCACAAAAAGGGCUUCACAGGCAAGAUAUUGCUACUAGUAAGAUUGCACCUAAAUCAACCAUUUAUCGGAUCAUCAAGAACUUCAAGGAGAGAGGAUCAAUUGUUGUGAAGAAGAUGUCAGGGCGCCCAAGAAAUUCCAGCAAGUGCCAGGACCAUCUCCUAAAGUUGAUUCAGCUGCGGGAUCGGGGCACCACCAGUGCAGAGCUUCCUCAGGAAUGGCAGCAGGCAGGUGUGAGUGCAUCUGCACGCACAGUGAGGCGAAGACUUUUGGAGGAUGGCCUGGUGUCAAGAAGGGCAGCAAAGAAGCCACUUCUCUCCAGGAAAAACAUCAGGGACAGACUGGUAUUCUGCAAAAGGUACAGGGAUUGGACUGCUAAGGACUGGGUCAUUUUCUCUGAUGAAUCCCUUUUCCGAUUGUUUGGGGCAUCCGGAAAAAAGCUUGUCCGGAGAAGACAAGGUGAGCGCCACCAUCAGUCCUGUGUCAUGCCAACAGUAAAGCAUCCUGAGACCAUUCAUGUGUGGGGUUGCUUCUCAGCCAAGGGAGUGGGCUCACUCACAAUUUUGCCUAAGAACACAGCCAUGAAUAAAGAAUGGUACCAACACAUCCUCCGAGAGCAACUUCUCCCAACCAUCCAAGAACAGUUUGGUGACGACCAAUGCCUUUUCCAGCCUGAUGGAGCACCUUGCCAUAAGGCAAAAGUGAUAACUAAGUGGCUCGGGGAACAAAACAUAUACAUUUUGGGUCCAUUGCCAGGAAACUCCCCCAUUGAGAACUUGUGGUCGAUCCUCAAGAGGCGGGUGGACAAACAAAAACCACAAACUCUGACAUACUUCAAGCAUUGAUUAUGCAAGAAUGGGCUGCCAUCAGUCAGGAUGUGGCCCAGAAGUUAAUUGACAGCAUGCCAGGGCGGAUUGCAGAGGUCUUGAAAAAGAAGGGUCAACACUGCAAAUAUUGACUCUUUGCAUAAACUUAAUGUCAUUGUCAAUAAAAGCCUUUGACACUUAUGGAAUGCUUGUAAUUAUACUUCAGUAUACCAUAGUAACAUCUGACAAAAAUAUCUCAUAACACUGAAGCAGCGAACUUUGUGAAGACCAAUACUUGUGUCAUUCUCAAAACGUUUGACCACGACUGUAGAUAUAAGGUUUAUAGGUUAUGUAUUUUGGUUGUUUUCAGUGUAUUUUCAAUGCUUUCAGACAAUGCAAUUAAUCACAAUUUUUUAAUUGAGUGCACAAAAAUUACAAAACGUUAACUCGAUAAAAAAACAAAACGAUACAAAAUAAAGUGCAUAAACAAUGAAGUUGCCAGACUUCAAUAUGCGUCAGACUCCAGAAAUAAACAUGUCUAUUUCUUUCACCCAUUGAAUCCCUCAUUCACCCCUCUCUUACCUGUUACAUGUCCAUGGUGCCGGCUGACAUUCACUCACUCACUCAUUCAAAAUCUUUCUCUCACUCACACAAUCCUUCUUUCCCUCAAUAAGUCACUCUCUCACUAACAAAACUCCUCAGUGGUGGAAAGAGUACUGAAAUAUCCUACUCAAGUAGAAGCAGUGGUGAUUUAACAUAUAAAUCUUGGUGGGGCAAACUCCAAAACAUUUUUUUGAUGCAUGUCAGCAAAGCCACUACACAACAGUAAACAAUACAUUAAUGCACUAUAACUGUGACAAACGGUGCCCACAAACUGUUAGGGCCUACAUAAAGCUGUCCCGACAGUGGAGCUUUAGUUCACUCAGCCUCAUUUACUAACUUUUUAGCACCAUAGCUGAUAUGGCUGACUUGCUUAAAUAAAUGUGGUUUCUACUGACUCCUUUUGGAUUGUUGUAAGUCGAGAAGAACCGCAUUGUCUUUCAAUAAUAAAGAACGCCAACAUGAGUUUUGACUUUUGAACCAUACACAAACAUUAUUACAUUUAUGUUCAGUAAAUUCAUAAUGUUUGUUAUUAUAUCAUUAACACUUAGCUCUAAGUAUAACCAAGUGCAAGCAAAAGAGCUGUGACGAGGUAGGCCUAUUCGUUCGUACUUUCAAAAUGGACACCGACAGAAAUUCAGAUAGAUGUUAGUUCAUAUAAAUUUAGCAUGAUGUUGAGGCCUUAACUUUACUCUUCUUUAAGUCAACACAGAAAGAGAGAGAGAGAGAGAGAGAGAGAGAGAGAGAGAGAGAGAGAGAGAGAGAGAGAGAGAGAGAGAGAGAGAGAGAGAGAGAGAGAGAGAGAGAGAGAGAGAGAGAGAGAGAGAGAGAGAGAGAGAGAGAGAGAGAGAGAGAGAGAGAGACAGUUAGCCUACCAUUUGAAGUAUUUUAUUAAGCCUAUGUGGUCUAAAAAGGAAGGAAAAUACAAUCACGAGGAUCCACUUUUAUAGACAAUAUACCAACACACAGACAGUGAAUUGCGCAAACAAAACAACCGUCGCAAUAUCAACUGGAAUUACAUGGGUCUAUUACUGAACUUUUUGUUGAAAACACAUAUUUGAAUGGGAAGAGACUGUCACUGGCAAACAUUGUUACAGACCCAACAACAUUAUAUAGUAUCCCCUCCUUCUGAAGAAAAGCACAUGAGCUAAUUUAUGCAGCAGCAUACAAGACUCAUCGUUGUUGUGCUGUGCUCACUUGAACAGGAAGGUGGCAAUGCGGUCCUUCUUGUGGGAAAAUGCUGUCAUCAAAGGUGCUUUCAAGACAACUGGGAACUCUGAAAAAAGGUUGAAUCAUGACGUCAGUGAUCUUCAGGUCAAGCUCUAGAAUGAGUCCUGAGUUCCAGGCUUGGAAUUCCGAGUUGGAUGACCGUUCAAAACGUAUUAUCCCAGUUGGAGCUCGUUUUUUUCAGAGUUCCAAGUUGUCUUGAACACACUGGUCUGAGAUUUCCCAGUUCUGACAUUCCAGUUGUUUUGAAUGCGGCAGAAGUCAUGCUGAAUUGACAGCAUGGCCAAUGUAUUCAACCUUUUCUGGCCCAUUGUGUUGCGAGUGAAUGUUUAUCCUUUUAAGCUUGGAAAAGAGACCAUUUCAGACAGAUGUUUUAAAUCCUUAAACCCAGACUUGGACCACACACCCUCUCCACCGAAUAGUAGGCAAGGGAAGCAAAAUAGUGAUUGCUUUGCAAUGCUUGCAGUUAGCCACUGAUUCCUUCCAAACCACUCAUUGUUGAAUUUGUGAUUUCCGACUUGUUGUGUAAUGUUUAUGUCCAAUGGCCGAUGAGCACCGAUACCUUUUAUCUAUAAUUUAUCUUCAUAUGACAAGGAUUGAAAAUGAUUUGCCAGUAGACUGUCGACGUGAUUCAUGAUGAUGACUCGUUAUAUCUACCAACCAAAGCUAUGGUAGAUAUAACGAGAUUUGACGUCAUUUUAUCUGUGGCCAAUGACCUUGAGCCUUUUUGGAUGUGCACUUCUAAGGUAAAUCUAUGACAGCACCCAAGGGGGCUUGAACUGCCUGGAUCUCCCUGUAGAUUCUGCGGUGACGUAGUGUCCCCAUGAGUGAUAGACCACUGAGCCAAUCACGGUGCAACUAGAGAAGAUUACCAACACCUACGCUCUGUAUAUUCCGCUGGCUGCCCCGCCACCACAGAAAGCACUGAGCUAGGCUGAAACACCUGCAUUUUGGAGCUGCCUUACUCAAGAAAGAGACCAUGUUUGUAUGCGGCUUGGAUUCACAUGGACAGUCUAUGUCAUGGAAAGAGCAGGUAUUCCUAAUGUUUUAUACACUCAGUGUAUGUCUAUUGUUCUGCUAUCACAGGAAGACGAGGAGUACAGACGCGUCAUCUCCCAGCGCUGCCUGGGCUCCUUCAAUGCCUCCAAGCCCCGCGGUGGCUCUACCUUCUUACCAAUGCUCGGGGACAACGACCUGCCCACCACAGUGGACUGGAGGGACAAGGGCUAUGUCACCCCCAUCAAGGACCAGAAGGAUUGCGGCUCCUGCUGGGCUUUCAGCACGGUAAGAGAGGGAGAGGGAAGGGGUUAAGAGAGUGAAUGAACUACAGCAUAGACUCUGCUCUACUUAGACGUAGUUGAGUAAUUGCUCGGCCUGUUCUACUCAUUUACCUACAGUACCAGUCAAAGGUUUAGACACACCUAAUCAUUCAAGGGUUUUUCUUUAUUUUUUACUAUUUUCUACAUUGUCUAAUAAUGGUAAAGACAUCAAAACUAUGAAAUAGCACAUAUUGAAUAAUGCAGUAGCCAAAAAAGUGUUAAACAAAUCAAAAUAUAUUUUACAUUUGAGAUUCUUCAAAUAGCCACCCUUUGCCUUGACGACAGCUUUGCACACUCUUGGCAUUCUCUCAACCAGCUUCACCUGGAAUGCCUUUCCAACAGUCUUGAAGGAGUCCCACAUAUGCUGAGCACUUGUUGGCUGCUUUUCCUUCACUCUGCCGUCAGACUCAUCCCAAACCAUCUCAAUUGGGUUGAGGUCAGGGGAUUGUGGAGGCCAGGUCAUCUGAUGCAGCACUCCAUCACUCUCCUCUCCUAGGUUUUGCCUUUCUAGGGAGUUUUUCCUAGCCACCGUGCUUCUACACCUGCAUUACUAGCUGUUUGGGGUUUUAGGCUGGGUUUCUGUACAGCACUUCGAGAUAUUAGCUGAUGUAAGAAGGGCUAUAUAAAAUAAAAUUGAUUGAUUGAUUGAUUGGUAAAAUAGCCUUACACAGCCUGGAGGUGUGUUGGGUCUUUGUCCUGUUGAAAAACAAAUGAUGGUCCCACCAAGCGCAAACCAGAUGGGAUGGCGUAUCACUGCAGAAUGCUGUGGUAGCCAUGCUGGUUAAGUAUGCCUUGAAUUCUAAAUACAUCACAGACAGUGUCACCAGCAAAGCAUCCCCACACCAUAACGCCACCUCCUCCAUGAUUUACGGUGGGAAAUACACAUGCGGAGAUCAUCCGUUCACACACACCGUGUCUCACAAAGCCACGGCGGUUGGAACCAAAAAUCUCAAAUUUGGACUCCAGACAAAAGGACAAAUUUCCACCGGUCUAAUGUCCAUUGCUCGUGUUUCUUGGCCCAAGCAGGUAUUUUUUUCUUAUUGGUGUCCUUUAGUAGUGGUUUCUUUGCAGCAACAUGACCAUGAAGGCCUGAUUCACACAGUCCCAUCUGAACAGUUGAUGUUGAGCUGUGUCUGUGACUUGAACUCUGUGAAGCAUUUAUUUGGGCUGCAAUUUCUGAGGAUGGUAACUCUAAUGAACUUAUCCCCUGCAGCAGAGGUAACUCUGGGUCUUCCAUUCCUGUGGCGGUCCUCAUGAGAGCCAGUUUCAUCAUAGCGCUUGAUGAUUUUUGCGACUGCACUUGAAGAAACUUUCAAAGUUCUUUAAAUGUUCUGUAUUGACUGACCUUCAUGUCUUAAAGUAAUGAUGGACUGUCAUUUCUCUUUGCUUAUUUGAGCUGUUCUUGGCAUAAUAUGGACUUGGUCUUUUACCAAAUAGGGCUAACUUCUGUAUGCCCCCCCCCCCCCCCCCCACACACACACACCUUGUCACAACACAACUGAUUGGCUCAAACGAAUUAAGAAGGAAAGAAAUUUCACAAAUUAACUUUUAAGAAGGCACACCUGUUAAUUGAAAUGCAUUCCAGGUGACUACCUCAUGAAGCUGGUUGAGAGAAUGCCAAGAGAAUGCAAAGCUGUCAUCAAGGCAAAGGGUGGCUAUUUGAAGAAUCUCAAAUAUAAAUUUGUUUAACACUUUUGAUUUGUUUAACACUUUUUUGGUUACUACAUGAUUCCAUACAUGUUAUUUCAUACCAAAAAUAAAGAAAACCCUUGAAUGAGUAGGUAUGUCCAAACUUUUGACUGGUAGUGUAUGUAUAAUGUAUUCUGUUUGUGUGGUGAGAGCGAAACAAUAAUGAGUGUGUGUUUGGGUGGUGUAUCUUAUAUCCCCAGUCUGUAAAUGUUUACAUUUUUGUAUUCGGCUGUUUUCCAAACAUUGUGGGCUGUGGCCCUAAAAUUAUGCAUAGGAACAUCUAUUUGAAUGCAGUGGUGUAAAGUACUUAAGUAAAAAAAACUUGAAAGUACUACUUAAGUAGUUUUUUGCGGUAGCAGUACUUUACUUUACCAUUUAUAUUUUUUGACAUCUUUUACUUUUACUCCACUACAUUCUUAAUGAAAAUAAUGUACUUUUUACUCCAUACAUUUUCCCUGACACCCAGAAGUACUCGUUACAUUUUGAAUGCUUAGCAGGACAGGAAAAUGGUCCAAUUCAUGCACUUAUCAAGAGAACCUCUCUGGUCACCCCUACUGCCUCUGAUCUGGCGGACUCACUAAACACAAAUGCUUCAUUUAUAAAUUAUGUCUGAGUGUUGGGGUGUGCUGCUGGCUAUCCAUAAAAAAAUAAAAAAUAAAUCGUGCCAUCUGGUUUGCUUAAUAUAAGGAAUUUGAAAUUAUUUAUACUUUUACUUUUGAUACUUAAGUAUAUUUGAGCAAUUACAUUUACUUUUGAUACGUAUAUAUAUAUACUUAUAAGUAUAUUAAUAACCUAAUACUUUUGGACUUUUACUCAAGUAGUAUUUUACUGGAUGACUUUCACUUUUACUUGAGUCAUUUUCUAUUAAGGUAACUUUACUUUUAUUCAAGUAUGAGAAUUGGGUACUUUUUCCACCACUGUUUGAAUGUGAGUGUCCUUCAUUUCACAGUUAUGUCUCCCUGCCACAUCUCUCUAACUCUCCAUCUUUGUGAAGGCAACCUACACAGGGACCUUCUUUAUAAACAGACAGAGAAACACACACCAUGGAGACAUUGGAAGUGCAUUCAAAGACUCCAGAAUUCUUAAAUUAGAUUUUUCAGAAAGUGGUCUUAAAGUUUCCAUCCAGUGUUCAAGAUUUUUUAUGAAAUAUUACCUCAAAUGAAUUUAGAUAUGAAUUAAAUAGAUGUCCUUCCAAAACAUUUGUAUAAUUAAGGGUGUUAAAAAUAAACGUUAUAUGUGGCCCUGCUUGGCCUGUUGGGAAACAACAGAGUGGUUUGGGCAUAUAGUGGUAAAAAAACUGAUUUGACAGCUCAGCCAAUGAGAUGCGAAUACACUUGGAUAUUCAAAUUAGCUUCCACACUAAAUAGUAUUGAUGGAUUCAGGAUUUGGAAAUGCAUGAUGGAACUACUAGGGCACCUUACUACAACAGCAAAUAUAUGCAGAAGGAAUAUUUCACAAGCAUUAGUUGUUUCUAUCCUUUGCUUUGUUAGCUACCUAACUAGCUGUGAAGCUAGCUAGCUAGCUGCUGCUGCUACCUCUAUUAGUCAACAACAGCUAACUAAGUUUCCUCUUGACAUAAAACUUUUAGCAAUAAAUCACAGGAUUUAAAAUACAAGGAAAUGGUGAAAUGAUUGUUGUGUGGAGGAUCUACUUUAAAUUGCUUUCUUGUUGGCUAGCUAGCUAGCCAAGUAAGCCGCGAUAGCUAACGUUAGCAUACAAGCUAACAUUAGCUAACUGCUUCUAAACUGCCAGCAGGCCAACUCUUACAAAUCACACAGUUUGAAAUAGAAGUGACUUGCGAGAUAGUUGUUGCAUUGGCUUUGUCCUUUUUGCUAACAUCAGCUGUGGACUGCUUGGCUUGCUAGCUAGCUUGCUUUUGUGCAGUGAGUCCUGAGCCCAUGUCUCCCCUAGUCUCGAGAAGGAUCCUUCUCCCCAUCUGAGAAUUUUGGAUAAAAAGGAAAAGGCUGCUGGACCAAUCAUACGGGCCUGUUUCGGCCAAAGAGGAUGAUGUCAUUAUGCAAGCAAAUUUAGUUUGAGAUGGUGUUUUUCUUUAAUUUAUGAUUUGGCCAAUACUACAGGUAAAAGACGAGUCAACAACAUUAUUUGGGUAUGAGCAAACAGAAUAUGAUCUUUUAAAAAUCAGAUUUUCACUGGACAGUUACUUUAAAUUAGAUUUUUUUGCAUAGUUUUAAAGGAGCCCCCUGCCCCCAGAUGAAGUUCCUGCCACUAAUUUCCUGUCCUAGAGAGUUUAGGUUCCACCUCCGAAGAAUGACAAAGGCUACUUAUACAUAUUCACGAAUUGGGUGUGAUUGGGUGUGAUUUCCACUUGAAGCUGUCAACUGUCAGUGUAUCUAGCUAGCAUGUUUACGUUAUCUAGCUAGCUAUCUUGCUAACCUUAUCUAGCUAACUGAUAUUUUCUGUUGUUGCAGGGUUUUUUUUUACUACACCGUAUUCGAAAGAUUAGCCAGCUGGCUGUAUGGCUGGUUCUGGAGCUGGAUUUGUCAUAAGCAUUGAUUUAAGGAAAACUUCAACACAGAUUAAAGCUUAUCUUUGACUUCACCAUCUAUUGUUAUCUCCAAAGUUUUGGCAUCUUCCGUAAUUGCAGCUACAAAUCCGCCAUAUAAAUAGUUAGAAAGAAUAAGAUGAAGCUCCGGUAGUAUGGAUAACAAUUGAAAGAUAUGCAUUUUUCUACAUUGUAAUGGACACGGUGCAACCUUUGGUAGUUAGGCUGCAGUACAGCAAAGCCAAGUCAGCCCAUGCUCAUGGUUCUCACAGGGGAAGUGAAAUGAUAGGCUACAAUGAUUUUGCUCAUGAUCAUGCAUGCCGCAAAUUACAUGUAACACGCCUUUUCAUUAUCUGGAUAGGCACUUGUGGUUUCUAGCUGACGUUACACCAAUCCAAGCAGUGGCGCGUGUAGUGAAGCAAAACAUUAGUGGUCAAAACCAUUUAUCCUGGGGCAAGCGGGUUUACAAAUUGCUAUCAUAUCACGCAGUUAUACCAUUUAUAAAAUGGUAAUAUAUACAGUGCAUUCGGAAAGUAUUCAGACCAUUUCCCUUUUCCACAUUUUCUUAUGUUACAGCCUUAUUCUAAAAUUGAUUAAAUUAAAUAUUUUCCUCAUCGGUCUACACACAAUACCCCAUAAUGACAAAUCAAAAAUCUUUAAUAAUAAAAUAAUAAUAAUAAUAAUAAUAAAAAAUAACAAAAUAUUGACAUAAGUAUUCAGACCCUUUGCUAUGAGACUCGAAAUUGAGCUCAGGUGCAUCCUGUUUCCAUUGAUCAUUCUUGAGAUGUUUCUACAACUUGAUUGGAGUCCACCUGUGGUAAAUUCAAUUGAUUGGACAUCAUUUGGAAAGGCACACACCUGUUCAUAUAAGGUCCCACAGUUGACAAUGCAUGUUCUUAAAUGGAAGAAUUUUAGAACCACCAAGACUCUUCCAAGAGCUGGCCGCCCGGCCAAACUUAGCAAUCUGGGGAGAAGGGCCUUGGUCAGGGAGGUGACCAAGAACCCGAUGGUCACUCCGACAGAGCUCCAGAGUUCCUCUGUGGAGAUGGAAGAACCUUUUUGGUUACUACAUGAUUCCAUAUGUGUUAUUUCAUCAUUUUGAUAUCUUCACUAUUAUUCUACAAUGUAGAAAAUAGUAAAAAAAUUAAGAAAAACCCUUGAAUGAGUAGGUGUGUCCAAACCUUUGACUGGUACUGUAUAUACAGUGGGGAGAACAAGUAUUUGAUACACUGCCGAUUUUGCAGGUUUUCCUACUUACAAAGCAUGUAGAGGUACACUUCAAAUGUGAGAGACAGAAUCUAAAACAAAAAUCCAGAAAAUCGCAUUGUAUGAUUUUUAAGUAAUUAAUUUGCAUUUUAUUGCAUGACAUAAGUAUUUGAUCACCUACCAACCAGUAAGAAUUCCGGCUCUCACAGACCUGUUAGUUUUUCUUUAAGAAGCCCUCCUGUUCUCCACUCAUAACUGCACCUGUUUGAACUCGUUACCUGUAUAAAAGACACCUGUCCACACACUCAAUCAAACAGACUCCAACCUCUCCACAAUGGCCAAGACCAGAGAGCUGUGUAAGGACAUCAGGGAUAAAAUUGUAGACCUGCACAAGGCUGGGAUGAGCUACAGGACAAAAGGCAAGCAGCUUGGUGAGAAGGCAACAACUGUUGGCGCAAUUAUUAGGAAAUGGAAGAAGUUCAAGAUGACGGUCAAUCACCCUCUGCCUGGGGCUCCAUGCAAGAUCUCACCUCAAGGGGCAUCAAUGAUCAUGAGGAAGGUGAGGGAUCAGCCCAGAACAACACGGCAGGACCUGGUCAAUGACCUGAAGAGAGCUGGGACCACAGUCUCAAAGAAAACCAUUAGUAACACACUACGCCGUCAUGGAUUAAAAUCCUGCAGCGCACGCAAGGUCCCCCUGCUCAAGCCAGCGCCCGUCUGAAGUUUGCCAAUGACCAUCUGGAUGAUCCAGAGGAGGACUGGGAGAAGGUCAUGUGGUCUGAUGAGACAAAAAUAUAGAUUUUUGGUCUAAACUCCACUCGCCGUGUUUGGAGGAAGAAGAAGGAUGAGUACAACCCCAAGAACACCAUCCCAACUGUGAAGCAUGGAGGUGGAAACAUCAUUCUUUGGGGAUGCUUUUCUGCAAAGGGGACAGGAUGACUGCACCGUAUUGAGGGGAGGAUGGAUGGGGCCAUGUAUCGCGAGAUCUUGGCCAACAACCUCCUUCCCUCAGUAAGAGCAUUGAAGAUGGGUCAUGGCUGGGCCUUCCAGCAUGACAAUGACCCGAAACACACAGCCAGGGCAACUAAGGAGUGGCUCCGUAAGAAGCAUCUCAAGGUUCUGGAGUGGCCUAGCCAGUCUCCAGACCUGAACCCAAUAGAAAAUAUUUGGAGGGAGCUGAAAGUCCGUAUUGCCCAGCGACAGCCCCGAAACCUGAAGGAUCUGGAGAAGGUCUGUAUGGAGGAGUGGGCCAAAAUCCCUGCUGCAGUGUGUGCAAACCUGGUCAAGACCUACAGGAAAUGUAUGAUCUCUGUAAUUGCAAACAAAGGUUUCUGUACCAAAUAUUAAGUUCUGCUUCUCUGAUGUAUCAAAUACUUAUGUCAUGCAAUAAAAUGCAAAUUAAUUACUUAAAAACCAUACAAUGUGAUUUUCUGGAUUUUUGUUUUAGAUUCCGUCUCUCACAGUUGAAGUGUACCUAUGAUAAAAAUUACAGACCUCUACAUGCUUUGUAAGUAGGAAAACCUGCAAAAUCGGCAGUGUAUCAAAUACUUGUUCUCCCCACUGUAGAUAUUUAAUACAGACUACAUCAAAAAUAAGUGAACAUUUAAAAAUGAUCCAAUGGAUAAUGAUAAUUUUCUGGGGGGAAAAAGUGUAGGUGCGAAAACAUAAGUUUGCACCCCCUAUUUUAAUUUGGUCCACGGCUCAGGCAGCCAAGUGGACACAAGGCUCUUUGGCUCAUCUCAGUCGCGAAGAGGAAUAACUUUGCAGCUGUUUCUGAUUAAUAAACAAUGCCAUGCUGGUCAGAGGUAACAUUCAAAUAAAACCCAGCCCUGAAACGAAACAUAGGCUAUCAUAGGAAAAGACACCGCAUUCACACGGAUUUGCACGAAGUGGGCAGUUCGGAUUUGUCACAUUAAGCCCCAAAAUAUCAUAAUUUGACUAAAACAAUGACUUAUUGACUUAAAUCGUUGUGCAAUAUCGUGGGUAAGCUCUGGCCAUCGUCUUUCAGCUCAAAAAAGUGGAGUCCUACUGUGGUUGGCGCUUAAGUGUGCUCCCCCCCACCUCCCUCCCUCCUUCACUCCCUCCCUCCCUCCCUCAGACUGGCUCUCUGGAAGGCCAGCACUACAGGAAGACCAAUAAGCUGGUGUCCCUCAGUGAGCAGCAGCUGGUUGACUGCUCCGGCGAGUUUGGCAACAUGGGCUGCAUGGGCGGUCUCAUGGACCAGGCCUUCGAGUAUAUCAAGUCCUUGGCCCCUGGAGGCCUGGACACUGAGGACACCUACCCCUACCAUGCUGAGGUGAGCACUGAACAGUGGGCAGGGUUGUGUUAAUUAGGACUACACGUUUAAAAACAUUUCAGUUCAUUUUCUUCCAUUUGGUACCUAAUGAAUACACCCUAGAUCUUGAUAGAAGUUGUCUUUAGGUACAGAUCUUGCAUCAGAUGGCUCUCCCUAAAGCCCAACUGUUAAGCAUUAGAAAUUAGAAAUGCCAAACUGACCUUAGAUCAGUGUAUAGAUAGGGUCAAAUUCAUCCUUCUCCCAGUGUGGUGCAGGCCCACACGAGCCCCAUACAGAGCAGUAGUAGGCUACAAGGUUGGGCUCAAUUCAGAAUUUAAUUGAGAAUGCCUCAUCAUUUCCAAUUAAAUUAUUGAAUUUGAAUUUAAUUUGAAUUGAAGCAGUAAACAGUAUACAGAAUUGCAAUUCAAAUUUGAAUUAAAGGAAAUUGAAUGAUUGAUUUCAGUGAAAUUAAAUUAAAAUUAUUAUAUUCUAUAAUAGGUGUAGUCUAUACAAUCAUACAUCUUGUACAUAAAAACAUCAAACAUGUCGUUAUAUACAUGCAAAUAAAAUAUUGUUGAAACAAUUGAUUUUCAGGACAAACUUUUAAAAUGUGAAUAGUCAAGGAAAACAAAACUUGAAUGUGAAUAUUUUAAGUUGUUAUAUUUCAUUAAUCACUUAAAGGUUCUUAAAUAUGGGGUAAAUACUACAUUUCCCAAUGCAUUAGUUUAACCCUCAAGUUGACCCUGAGACCUUCAAAAAGAAGCCAAACAAAUGAAAUGGUUGGUGGAAAUAUAAUUGGCUAUUAUAAGCACUAAGGUUAAAAUAGUAUAUGAACAUUGUUUCCAGAGAAAGGUGAUAUAUUCUUUGGUAUCUGGAAGUAUGAACUGUCAGAUUCAAUAAAACUCAUGUUCUAUGACUGUGGAAUUUAUUUUAAUUGCACUGAAUUCAAUUCUACUUCCUGUCACUCAAACUCAAAUUCUACAUCCUAAUUCUAAUUUCAAAUCUUGAAUUGAAUUGGAGUCAAUUCCAACAUUCUGAAUUGAGCCCAACCCUGGUAGGCUAUGACAACCUCCAGACUCAAGGAAGAAAUACAACAGUGACAUCUAGUCGACAUGGUUAGUGGUGCAGACAGUUGAGAGAGCAUUAUUUUACAAUGACACAUUUAGGUGUGAAUAGAAUAUUUAAUAUUUGCUAAGUUGUAUGUGCUUACACUUCUACUAGUGCAUGCUAUUUUGGUCAAAUUUUAAGAAUACUUAAUAUUUUUACAUACAGUCAAAAUAAUGCUUUUCUACUGAACUUUUGCCAUAAACAAUUACCAACUACACUUCUAUACUGUAUAUUUAACAAUGUCUUUCUAUGACAGGACAAAAUGUGCCGCUACAAGCCAGACAGUGUGGGUGCCACCUGCACCGGGUACGUUGACGUGACCAGCGGUGACGAGAGCGCCCUGCAGCAGGCUGUGGCCACCGUCGGACCUGUGUCUGUGGCCAUCAAUGCCGCACACUCAUCCUUCCAGCUCUACAAAUCAGGUGAGGUCUUUUUUAGUCAUGCCUCUCUCCAGCCGAAUAAGGUUAGGCCUUUUAAGACACGCCUCUCUCUAGAUGAAUCAGAUUAGGCUUUUUAAGACACGCCUCUCUCCAACCUGGACCUACACCUGUCAUCUUGGUCAAACUUUAAACAAACUAUAACUUAUAAGGCAUUAUAAAGCCUUCAGAAACCGUUUAUAAACCCAUUAUAAGCUAAUAACAGGUCCUGACAUCUGGUUCUUUAACAAAUGUGGCAUAAGCCUUAUACUACCCAUUAAAUACUAUGACAUUUUCUCAUGAAUGAUUUUUGAAGCAUUUAUGUAGGUAGGCCUUAUAAAGGGCUUAUGAAAGCUUCAUUGAGACUCAAUAAGUUAUGGUUCAUAACUGUGAACUGAAUGAUCUAUGAAUGAUCUAUGAAUGAAUGAUCUAUCUAUUCUUUCUUAGAUGUGCAGUAAAUGCUCCCUGUGUGUUUUGUACAUUGAAUGCAAUGUAUUGACUUGGGCGUCAACAAUCGUGAUGCAUAUCCCUUUGCAAAAUGUUCAAAAUGUGACACAUGUAAACGGACACCAGGCUGAUUGUGUGUAUAUUGAGAAUAACUGAGUGGUUGUUCAUUCCCAGGUGUCUAUGAUGAGCCAGAGUGCAGCAGCGAUCAGCUGGAUCAUGGUGUGCUGGCUGUGGGCUAUGGCACUAGUGAUGAUGGCCAGGACUACUGGCUGGUGAAGAACAGGUAAAUAACAUAAUGUAUGCUGUAUGAAAUCAAGCUAGGCCUAUCUGAUUGGUCAAGAACAACCAUGUUGGACUGCUUCAACCAUGGUGUUGCAGUUGCAUUUCCUAAUCUCAGUACUGUCAGAGAUGGGCUCCGUUAUAACAGGGCCAGUGUGGUUAGUAAGAAUGGGGCCUGAUGUGCCAAUAACAAACUACGAUGCUUAAAACAGGUGGUUGAAGCGGUCCAACACACUAAGAUCAAUGUUGCUAUGCUAUUGCUAAUUGCUAAGUGUUUGCUUGAUGUGUGUGUUCUAGCUGGGGCCUUGACUGGGGAGAUAAGGGCUACAUGAUGAUGUCCAGGAAUAAGCACAACCAGUGUGGCAUCGCCACGGCUUCCAGCUACCCCCUGGUCUAA